AUGAGCGCCUUUCGGUUGGUAUAUGGCAAAGAUUGCCACUUACCGGUGGAGGUAGAGCAUAAAGCAUAUUGGGCCAUCAAAGAGUGCAAUCCAAGUUUGGGAAGGGCCGGAAUUGAGAGAAAGCUACAAUUAGUGGAAUUGGAGUGUUUGAGAUUAGAAGCCUAUGAGAACUCUAGACUUUACAAAGAAAAGAUGAAAGUCGUACAUGACAAGAACAUAAGAAGAGGAAAAUUUAGAGCCCGCGAACUAGUCCUUCUCUACAAUUCAAGAUUAAGAUUGUUGCCGGGAAAACUAAGGUCAAGAUUGGAAGGACCUUAUCGGGUAGAGAAGGCGGAACCGUAUGGGGUCUAUCAUUUGCGCCAUCCUUCAAGCACUGACAUCUUCAAGGUUAAUGGGCAUCGUCUAAAGUUGUAUCAUGGUGAAAAAAUGAAACGCAACAAGGAAAUUGAGAUAUUCCUUUUGGAAGAUGCACCUCAUGGCAAAGAGAAUUGA
This is a messenger RNA of Arachis duranensis, 492 nucleotides long. RefSeq lists its product as uncharacterized. The record is from RefSeq and is a predicted model, not a curated record. The coding region runs from base 1 to 492 and encodes 163 amino acids. NCBI's taxonomy places the organism in Eukaryota, Viridiplantae, Streptophyta, Magnoliopsida, Fabales, Fabaceae. The transcript has a single exon.